GCCGCUGCCGCAGGCGAAUGCGUCGGUAAUCGCUGGCGGAAGGGGAUCAACAAGUCGUGAGAGCACUGGUGGAGAGGGGCGUCCGCCAGAGCCGGACUGAGACAAGACACACCUGAUAUUUCCAUUUUUAAGCGCGCUGCCGAUGCUCUCGACACAGCUGCACUUCAUGUCGAUGCUGCGAUCGUCGGGUUCGGUGCUGAGUGGACGUUUCGUGCCCGAUAUUGGAGGUGACGCGCGAGACAGCAUUACGGCUGGCGAUUGCGGCACAUCAUCAUCGGCGAAUGACCUGGCCCAGGACGUGAACCGCCUAGACCGAUCCGCCCACCAGGAAGAGGACCGAAGCUGCGCGGGUCAGCUGGUCAGCGAUACAGCGCGGCUCGAAUCCAACGGUAGACUCAUGGGAGCCUCCCCAACACCGUCGUCGUCGUCCAUGUCGAGAGCCUUGCGGGCGGUUGCGGCGCGCUGCCCGUCGACGAUGGCGGCACCGAACGACUCGCGCUCCCCGAGCCUGUCGAGCUGGGGUACGGGCUGCCCUUCAGCUGCCCGUUGUAGUCAGCGCCAUGCCCCGAUUCUCCUACUUACUUGGUUCCUCCUUCACGCGCUUCGCAGGUGCGUAUCGCUUAUGCUCUUUCUCCAGUGUCUCGCCCGCCGCGGUUCCCGUUCGAGCUCUGAGAGUCCUUGUCCUUCGUGCCAUUCCGGCGACGGCGGUCCUUCGGCUCGGGCUUCCUGGCAGGCGUUGGCUGCUGCAGUAUACGCAGGCUCUCCGACGUAUGUCUAUAGCCAAUUCAAGUUGACAGAGAGGAUGGGUGGCUGCACCGAACAACGGGGUUGGCAGGAAAGUCGCGAGUCGCAACCGUUGACAUGGACGAGUGGGUGACGUGGCGCGCCUGUUUAGGGCAGGCGCCCGCGGUACUUGUUCCUCACCGAGCCUCCUUCCCUCCCGUCUGAGCGCUAAGUUAGCGCUCACCCGUACACACAGUAUCCUGAGUCGAUACCACAACCACAGUGCUCGUGUUACUAUGCAGUAUUCGUGUAGUAUGUACUUAGGUUUAUUAGGAUAUAAUGUAGACUACUUACUUA
This is a messenger RNA of Fomitopsis serialis, 1080 nucleotides long. RefSeq lists its product as uncharacterized. Lineage: Eukaryota; Fungi; Basidiomycota; Agaricomycetes; Polyporales; Fomitopsidaceae. The transcript has a single exon. The record is from RefSeq and is a predicted model, not a curated record. The coding region runs from base 143 to 877 and encodes 244 amino acids.